Lachancea sp. 'fantastica' is the source of this 309-nucleotide messenger RNA. Lineage: Eukaryota; Fungi; Ascomycota; Saccharomycetes; Saccharomycetales; Saccharomycetaceae. The record is from the annotation of a GenBank genome assembly.
AUGAGUGUGAGCGGAAUACCCAUUAAACUUUUGACAGAAUCCCAGGGACAUAUAGUAUCGCUGGAGCUAACCACUGGUGAGCUUUAUCGUGGUAAACUGGUUGAUAGCGAGGACAACAUGAAUGCACAGCUGCGAGACGUUACGGCAACUGCCAGAGACGGUAGCGUGACAAGAAUGGACCACGUAUUUGUUCGUGGCUCUAAUAUACGCUUUUUCGUGCUUCCCGAUAUCUUAAAAAAUGCUCCCAUGUUUAAGCAGGGCCCUGUUUCCAAACCUCCGCCUCCGAUCAGGGGUCCCAAAAGGAGAUAA